AGCAAACCAGUAGAAAACUAAAAUAACAAAUCUUUUUUUUUGUAACUAAAAAUAACAAAUCUUGAUUACAAAAAUGGCAAUAAUAAUGGAGAAGAGAACGGUAAUGAUGAUGGUAUUUAUGUUGAUGGUGAUUCUGGCGUGGCAGAACGAAUGCCAUGGAUGGGAAGCAGCAGAGGAUAUUGUCAGAAAUGAAUCAGAGCAUUCUAAAAACGCUGCUGGAACCGUCACAAACAUGGCGGCCAAGGCAACUCGUGAUGCCAAUGACAAAACCGCAUCUUGGACUGGUUGGGUUUCUGAUAAAAUCUCAACAGGAUUGGGAAGCAAGAAAGAGGAAGCAAAAGAAGCGGCUGAAUCUGCAAAGAACUACGCCUAUGACAAUGCCGGUUCCGCCUAUGACAAUGCAGGAUACGCCAAGGACUUUGUAUCUGAUAAGGCCGGCUCUGCUUACGACAGUGCUCAAAAUGCAAAGGGUUAUGCGUAUGAGAAGGCCACUGAUGCAAAGGAUAUGGUCUAUGACAAAGCGGGUCAAGCCAAGGAUAUGGUCUAUGACAAAGCUGGUAGAGCCAAGGACACGGCUUCUGACAAGACUGGAUCAGCCUACGACAAGGCCGGUCAAGCCAAAGACACAGCAUACGACAAGGCUGGCCAAGCUAAAGACAUGGUUUAUGAUACCGCAGGUUCAGCCUACGACAAGGCCGGCCAAGCCAAGGACAUGGCCUACGACAAAGCAGGAUCAGCCUACCACAAGGCCGAUCAAGCCAAGGAUAUGGUCUCCGACAAAGCAGGAUCAGCCUACGACAAGGCCGGUCAAGCCAAGGACAUGGUCUACGACAAGGCCGGUCAAGCCAAGGACAUGGUCUACGAGAAGGCGGCUCAAGCAAAGGAAAAGGCCGGUCAAGCCAAGGACAUGGCCUACGACAAGGCCGGUCAAGCCAAGGACAAGGCAGGUCAAGCCAAAGAUAUGGCUUAUGACAAGGCUGGUCAAGCCAAAGAUAUGGCCUAUGACAAGGCUGGUCAAGCCAAAGAUAUGGCCUUCGACAAAGCUGGAUCAGCCUAUGACAAGACUGGUCAAGCCAAGGACACUGUGUAUGACCAAGCAGAUGAUGUGAUUAGAAUGGCUACGGAUAAGAGUGAUGAAGCUAAAGAAAUAGGUUAUGGAACAUACGAAAGAGCAAAAGAAGGGUCCAAAAAUGCUAAAGACGUUUCAUUUGAAAAAGCUCGUGACGUUAGAGAAACUGGGGGGCAAGCGAUGGACUAUAGUAAAGACAAAGCAGCAGACGCGUACGGAUUAGGGAAUGAAGCUGCCGGGAAAUUGGAGGAGGAAAUGUAUAAAGUUUGGGAAAGGUAUGGUGCAGCAAAGGAUUCAACGUCGGAGAAGGCAAAAGAAGCUUAUGAGAGUGCAAAGGAGAAGGCUUCUGAGGCUACUGGAGAGUACGGUGCAUAUUUAAGGGACCAUAGUGUUGAGCUUUAGAACCGGAGAAAUUAUACACGUAUAGGGGUUGGAUGAGACUUCAGAUCUUUCUCGUGAAAUCUACAUGGAACUGCUUUGUUUUUGUUGAAAAUGCAUUCUGACGG
Molecule: messenger RNA, 1575 nt
Organism: Brassica napus (rape)
Lineage: Eukaryota; Viridiplantae; Streptophyta; Magnoliopsida; Brassicales; Brassicaceae
Product: embryonic protein DC-8-like
Exons: 2
Coding region: 74-1471 (465 amino acids)
Source: RefSeq, a predicted model, not a curated record